Messenger RNA from Acanthosepion pharaonis, 603 nucleotides. The record is from the annotation of a GenBank genome assembly. NCBI's taxonomy places the organism in Eukaryota, Metazoa, Mollusca, Cephalopoda, Sepiida, Sepiidae.
AUGAACAUGUGGGUCAGGUUAGUAUUCAAAAGUACCACGAACCGUUUCGAGUCUCUUUUUUAUCUUCAAUUACAAGAACGACACCCCACUAUUUAUUUUACCAUCUUUUUUUCCUUUCUCUUUCGUUCUUUUUCUUUUUCUUCGACAGUUCAACGUUUUUAUUUCCUUCGUUUUAACCCAUUACACUUUCCUCUUCCAACUUCUCUUCCCUUUCAAAUCUUCUUCUUCUUCUUCUUCUUCUUCUAUCUGUCUCUAUCUCCUUUCUUUUCUGUUUUGCUUUUUUUUUCACGUUUUUUCUUCUUUCGUAUUAUUUCUUCUUCAUUUGUUUUUCCACAUUCUUGCAACAUAUUCAUUUUUAUUCAGUCCAUAUCCGGGCGGAUAGUCGGUACUGGAUGGUGGUUCUUUACUUUGAUCAUAAUUUCCUCUUACACCGCCAACUUAGCAGCUUUCCUCACCAUUGAACGUCUUCUUCCUCCCAUUAAUUCUGCCAAAGAUCUGGUGGAACAGAAAAAAAUCCAAGUUAGUAUCUAUCUAUCUAUCUAUCUAUCUAUCUAUCUAUCUAUCUAUCUAUCUAUCUAUCUUGUAUUUGUGUUGAACUAUUAG